Helianthus annuus (common sunflower) is the source of this 3226-nucleotide messenger RNA. Its product is annotated as calcium-binding mitochondrial carrier protein SCaMC-1. Gene Ontology annotation, biological process: transmembrane transport. Bases 511 to 2940 code for a protein of 809 amino acids. NCBI's taxonomy places the organism in Eukaryota, Viridiplantae, Streptophyta, Magnoliopsida, Asterales, Asteraceae. Gene Ontology annotation, cellular component: mitochondrial inner membrane. Gene Ontology annotation, molecular function: calcium ion binding; S-adenosyl-L-methionine transmembrane transporter activity. The transcript has 7 exons. The record is from RefSeq and is a predicted model, not a curated record.
UGAAUUCAUAAAUUCUGUAACCAUUUAUAAUCCAAAAAUCAGAAGCCUCUUCUUCCUCUUCCUUCUUCUUCUAGUUUGUUCCCAAUCUCCACCACCACAAUUAUCCCCUUUUUUACAAACCCUCAUCCUUCCAAAUGCUCCAUAUUUCUUCCAUUCAUCCCUAAUUUUCUCAGGUAAACCAAUUACUCACUUCAAUCAUGCGUAUACAUACAGAAACGGCAUCAAAUUUCAUCUGUAUAUACAGAAAUGGCAUCUGUAUCGUGAAUUCAGAUUGAUAUUAUCCAAUAAAAACUCCUAAUCUCAUCGAAUUGCGAUGAGAUUAGUUCAAUUAUGAAUAUGCUGUAUGUACUGUUUGCGGUUAAUAUGUUUGGUAUCUGAUUGAUGAAGUUAGGGUUUGUGUUUCGAGUUUGUUGAUCUGAAUUGGACAUCUGUGAGUGUGUUUAGGAUUUGAGAUUGUAGAUUUGGAAAUUAGGUAGGGUUUAAAGUUUUAACUGUAGGUUUAGCACAGUGAUGGUGACUGUGAACGGUAAUGAUCCGUUGGAGCCGUUUUUUAACUCGGUUGAGCUUGUGAAACAUGUGUUUGGUCCAAUAGAAUCCGGUUUUAGGAAAGCUGCAAAGGAGUUUGAGCAUAGCUGGCCUGGUAGAAAGAAUGGGCGUAAAACCGGAGCAAACGGUAACCUUGAAUUAUUUGGUGUGGUUAGUGAUGAGAGAAAGAACGGUUUAUCGACUAACGUGUGGUUUAAGAACGAUGCUGGUGGUAACGAGCUUAAGGUUGAUAGGUUCAAGAAAGAGUUAGAUGUGCAGGAUUGCGGUAAAGAGGAUGGAAGUUGUGUUAACUGCAUGCAGUUUGUGGUCACUUGGUCUUUGCUGGUUAGUAGUUUUGUUCAGGCGGUUCCGGUCCCGUUCAGAAACGGUAAAAAGAAGCUACAGAAAAAGACCAACGGAACCAAGCGUGAUAAGUUUUCUAGAGAUAGAAAUGAUAUUAUGGCUAAAGGAGCAUUCACAGAAAGUAUUUCCGGUGAAAGAAAGCGAACAAAUUUGGAAAGUGAGCUGGUUUCGGUGUCAUGUGAGGAAACUUUGAAAACUAAAGAUGAACAUGGUUUGUCGGUUGAGCAUUUUAUCGGGUUUGUUCUUGAUCAACUUGCUCAAAAUCUACAUAAGUUUGAGUUAGGUGUACAAGAAAGCGGAAGUGAGAAAUGGGACGUACCUACGGUUCCUCCCUUGAAGGCUGUUGGUAGUAUUUUGGAAAGUAAAAAAUCCGAUUUGAACGGCUUUUUGGGGAACUUGAAGUUUGCGAGAGUUGGAGGUGUACCAUCGGGUAUUGUCGACAUGACGUCUCCUGUUAAGGAUGACAGUGAUGAUACCGUUAGGUCAAGUGUUACUGAAGAGAAUGUUAGCAGCUUCCCGCAGAAGAUGGCUAAUGGUUUGCUAAGUAUUCCGUUAUCAAAUGUUGAGCGUUUAAGAUCCACUUUGUCUACCGUUUCAUUGACUGAGUUAAUCGAGCUUGUACCGCAGUUAGGACGGGCAACUAAAGAACAUCCUGAUAAGAAGAAACUUUUUUCGGUCCAAGAUUUCUUCAGAUACACAGAGGCAGAAGGAAGGAGAUUCUUUGAGGAGUUAGAUAGAGACGGUGACGGACAAGUAACGCUAGAAGAUCUCGAGGUUGCUAUUAAAAAGAGAAAGCUUCCUAAAAGAUACGCGCAUGAAAUGUUGCGUCGCACAAGACGGCACUUGUUUUCAAAAUCAUUCGGCUGGAAACAGUUUUUAUCUUUAAUGGAACAGAAAGAACCGACAAUCCUUAGAGCUUACACUACUCUUUGUUUAACCAAAUCCGGAACGCUGCAAAAAAGUGAAAUUUUAGAAUCGUUAAAGAACGCAGGUCUUCCCGCAAACGAAGAUAAUGCGGUUGCCAUGAUGCGGUUUCUCAGAUCCGACACUGAAGAAUCAAUUUCGUAUGGUCAUUUCAGAAACUUUAUGCUUCUUCUCCCAUCCGACCAGCUUCAAGAGGACCCACGAAACUUAUGGUUUCAAGCUGCCACUGUUGUGGCAGUGGCACCGCCAGUGGAAGUGCCUACCGGAAGUGUAUUAAAGUCUGCGUUAGCAGGCGGUCUUGCUUGUGCGUUAUCUACAUCUGUAAUGCACCCUAUUGACACAAUUAAGACUCGAGUACAAGCUUCAACGCUUAGUUUCCCGCAAAUGAUUGCAAAACUUCCAGAACUUGGAUUUCGUGGAGUAUACAGAGGCUCUGUUCCUGCAAUUAUAGGACAAUUUUCAAGCCAUGGAUUACGGACCGGAAUCUUUGAAGCAAGUAAGAUCGUGUUGAUAAACGUUGCUCCAACACUUCCAGACCUACAAGUACAAUCUGUAGCAUCAUUUUGUAGCACGGUUUUAGGAACCGCAGUUAGAAUUCCGUGUGAAGUAUUGAAGCAGAGGUUACAGGCCGGCAUAUUUAACAACGUAGGGGAAGCAAUCAUCUGCACAUGGCAACAAGAUGGUCCCACCGGUUUCUUCCGUGGGACCGGUGCUACUUUAUGUCGGGAAGUCCCGUUUUAUGUUGCGGGCAUGGGACUUUAUGGAGAGUCUAAAAAGGUUGUUCAGCAAGCUCUGGGACGGGAACUUGAACCAUGGGAGACAAUUGCGGUUGGAGCUAUAUCCGGUGGUCUGGCCGCAGUCACAACAACACCCUUUGACGUGAUGAAAACUAGAAUGAUGACUGCACCUCCAGGGCGACCCGUGUCGAUGUCGAUGAUUGCGUUAUCUAUUCUUCGUCAUGAGGGCCCACUUGGAUUAUUUAAGGGGGCUAUACCUAGGUUCUUCUGGAUCGCACCACUCGGUGCUAUGAACUUUGCAGGCUAUGAGCUCAUGAAAAAUGCGAUGUCUAAAACCGAAGAGCAGCAGACUCUAGAACAGCAAGCGACCGAGCAGCUUUCGCAGAAGUAGUAAGAUUUCGUUUUAUUUGUACCGAUGGCAUGUGAACGCUACGAGGAAGUUUUGAACGUUUUCCAUGGUUAAGUGACGACAUGUGCCACGAAUUUUAAUUGCUAGACAUCUCCAUGCUGUUUUGGACAGUCGGACGGUCGAUUAUAGGAUGUUAGGACUGCUACUUAUUUCAUGGAAAUAGCGAUCUUUUUGUUUCAAAUGUUUUUGUACUUAUGAUUCGCGUUAUACCUAUGUAGUUGUGAACACUUAUGUCACUAAAAAGAUCUCUUUAGCCACCAUGAUUACA